This is a messenger RNA of Mauremys reevesii (Reeves's turtle), 997 nucleotides long. It is a transcript of the gene CEBPG, whose product is annotated as CCAAT enhancer binding protein gamma. The record is from RefSeq and is a predicted model, not a curated record. Lineage: Eukaryota; Metazoa; Chordata; Testudines; Geoemydidae. Bases 358 to 810 code for a protein of 150 amino acids. Gene Ontology annotation, biological process: regulation of transcription by RNA polymerase II; DNA-templated transcription. Gene Ontology annotation, molecular function: RNA polymerase II cis-regulatory region sequence-specific DNA binding; DNA-binding transcription factor activity, RNA polymerase II-specific. The transcript is spliced from 3 exons.
GGGCCGAAGGAGAAGGGUUUCGCAAUCGCCGCUCGCCUUCACUCACCAGUUUAAAGAAAGAGACUCGGGCCCAGCCCGCGCCCCCCUCCCUGAUCGAUACCGGUCUCGAUCCCCGGGCCAGGUGAGGCGCGGGGCCGCCCCGCCGCGCGCACAGACCCCUCCUCCCGGCCCUGUUGCUGUACACAAGCUUUUAUUGAGCCUUUGGAAAUGGAAGAUCCAGUCACUCAAAGACAUCACAAGGUUCAACUUGCACUUAAUCCAUGUGAAGAUUUGCUGGCAACAUAUUAAAGAAGUUAUUAACAGUUUUUCACCAUCUCUAACAAAUCAUAUUGUGGUGUUAAAGGAGAGUCUGUCCAAAUGAGCAAAACAUCACAGCAGAACACCACUACAGAAGCAAACGGUAUAAGUGUGAUUCACACACAAGCACACACAAGUGGUUUGCAACAGGUUCCUCAGCUGGUGCCAGUUAGUCCUGGUGGUGGAGGCAAAGCCGUGGCUCCAAGCAAACAGGGCAAAAAGAAUUCCUCUGUGGAUAGAAACAGUGAUGAAUAUCGCCAACGCAGAGAGCGCAACAACAUGGCGGUGAAAAAGAGCCGGUUAAAAAGCAAGCAGAAAGCACAAGAUACGCUGCAGAGGGUCAACCAGCUGAAAGAAGAAAAUGAACGUUUGGAGGCAAAAAUUAAGCUCUUGACAAAGGAGCUUAGUGUACUUAAAGACUUGUUUCUUGAGCAUGCACACAAUCUUGCAGACAAUGUGCAACCUAUUGGCACUGAAAACACCACCACAAACCCAGAUAACACCGGACAGUAGACACAAUCUUCAAACUUCAUAACCUCGUGGACUGAACAUUAGAGGUGCAGCCCUCUCUGCACUACUCAUUCAGUACAGAGAAGGAAUGCUGUUCUAGCUUUUUAAAGAUCAUUUUGUGGGUAUUUUUUCUCCUUUUAGGUUUAACACUGAAGAUUUGAUACAAAUAAAAUGUAAACUGUUUUGAGUA